Molecule: messenger RNA, 1963 nt
Organism: Cercospora beticola
Lineage: Eukaryota; Fungi; Ascomycota; Dothideomycetes; Mycosphaerellales; Mycosphaerellaceae
Product: 2,3-bisphosphoglycerate-independent phosphoglycerate mutase
Biological process (GO): glucose catabolic process
Cellular component (GO): cytoplasm
Molecular function (GO): manganese ion binding
Source: RefSeq, a predicted model, not a curated record
CGAUGUCAUCAAGGCGGCAGGUGGGAUGGUGGGGACUUUUCGGAGCGAUUGGCAGAAAGCGCUGAGUCGACGUUCAGAUUUACCACAACCACAACCACAUUGCACUACAUUUGGGCUUUUUCACUCAAAAGGGGUCAGCAGCCAUCAUGGUCCAGGUGAAGCAAAAAGUCGCCCUCAUAUGCAUUGACGGGUGGGGCAUUCCCUCCGAGAGCUCGGCUCCAGAGGGAAACGCGAUUCUGAAUGCAGAGACACCAUGGAUGGACGAGUUCGCUAAAGAGGGCAGCAAGGAAGCUCAAGGAUAUACAGAGCUAGAGGCCUCGUCGUUGGCUGUCGGACUGCCCGAAGGGUUGAUGGGAAACAGUGAAGUCGGACACUUGAACAUUGGUGCGGGCAGAGUCGUAUGGCAGGAUGUCGUGCGCAUCGACCAGACAAUCAAGAAGGGCGAGAUGAACAAGGUGGAAAACAUUGUCAAGAGCUUUACACGUGCGAAGGAGGGCAAUGGCCGUCUGCACUUGUGCGGUCUUGUCAGUGACGGCGGUGUCCACUCACACAUCAACCAUCUGAAGUCUCUCCUGAAGGUCGCAAAGGAAAUUGGUGUGCCAAAGGUCUACAUACACUUCUUUGGCGAUGGGCGCGACACCGACCCCAAGAGCGGCAAGGGACAUUUGGAGGACCUGCUCGCUUUCCUCAAGGAAGAACAAAUCGGCAAGCUUGCAACCAUUGUCGGCCGCUACUACAUCAUGGACCGUGACAAGCGCUGGGACCGUGUCGAGAUUGGUCUCAAGGGUAUGGUAGAGGGCGAGGGCGAGGAGACUGAUGAUCCGGUCGCGACAUUCCAAAAACGUUAUGAUGCUGGCGAGAACGACGAAUUCUUGAAGCCAAUUAUCAUCAAUGGCAAAGCGGGUCGCAUCCAGGACGAUGACACAGUCUUCGUCUUCAACUACCGCUCAGAUCGCGUUCGCGAAUUCGUCCAGCUGCUCGGCGACCAGGACCGCUCACCAAAACCAGACUUCCCAUAUCCUAAGAACAUCAACAUCACGACAAUGACCCGAUACAAGACCGACUUCAAUUUGCCGAUUGCUUUCGCACCUCAAGUCAUGGACAACGUUCUGGCAGACUGGCUGAGCAAGAAGGGCUGCAAGCAGACGCACAUCGCAGAGACUGAGAAAUUCGCCCACGUCACGUUCUUCUUCAACGGCGGGCAAGAAGUUCAGUAUGAGAACGAGGAUCGGGAGCUCAUCGAUUCACCCAAGUCCGUCGCCACGUACGAUCAAGCACCAAAGAUGAGUGCGAUGGGCGUUGCUGAGCGCAUGGCCGAGAAGAUUGGCGAUGGCAAGUACGAAUUCGUCAUGAACAACUUUGCUCCUCCUGACAUGGUGGGCCACACCGGCGUUUAUGAUGCCGCAGUCAUUGGUUGUGCCGAGACUGACAAGGCUAUCGGUGUCGUGUAUGAGGCUUGCAAGAAACAUGGCUAUACCCUCUUUAUCACAGCUGAUCACGGAAACGCUGAGGAGAUGCUCACGGAGGAGAAGACUCCAAAGACUUCGCAUACCACGAAUAAAGUGCCUUUUGUCAUGGCCAAUGCGCCAGAAGGAUACUCCCUAAAGAAAGAAGACGGCGUCCUUGGUGAUGUUGCGCCAACAGUGCUCGACAUUAUGGGUCUUGACCAGCCCGAGGAGAUGACCGGCCACUCACUUCUUCAGCGGAAGCGCAAGGCUUAGACUUGUAAGUUCGACACCAGUCCAAGGGAAUUAGAGUCAUAAAGAGAUCAUGAAUAGAACAUCAUCUGUCUGUGCGAUUAGCAUAGGGCACCGCUGUCUCUGAGAAGUUGUAACCAUCUCUGCCAAUGAGCUUGACCUGAGGCAGGAUUUGCUUUGAGAUCUCUAGUGGAGGUAGAACCAUUGGCAGAGCUUCCUCCGAGAAGAUAGGGGAGUCUGUGCUAAUGACCUUGAGCCAGUACAGG